GUAGUCUAGAAACUAUAGACAUACUGUAAACCAUAGCCUCUGCAUCAGAUCUCUGUUCAGAUUAGCUUAGCCUCUUCAUUUUACUCUCUAGAUUCUCAAAGAAACUCUGUUACUUGUAGUCUGUUGAAUGAAAACAAACGGGCGACUCUGGUAAACUGCUUUAGUUUACCUCAGAGCUGCUAGCGCUUUAGCGUAGCUCUAUUCAAACCCUCUCUCGGACAGACUAAUCAUUAUUGGUGCUAGCGCUGUACUGCCUUCACUGUCUUCUAGAAUUUAACCUCAGUACAGCAUGAUGUAGACUAGCGUCUGGUAAAUAGAUGGACUAGACUAUAGACUAAUAUAGAGUAUCAUGAGUUCCUGUAAUUUAGUUUGUCUACUGUGGCAAUGGGUGCUAAUCUACUUCAAAUUUUCUGCACAUGGUUCAUAAAUAAAUAAAAAAUCGAAUGGUAUAUCAAAAUGUUGUUGCUACAUUUACCCAAAUUUUGCUUUUUAGCAACUUUAACUCUGUUUUAAUGCAUUUAAGUGCAAGUAUACUCUAGUUUCAAGGAGCUGGAUACUAUUUUUAAUGUUUCACAGCUCAUUUUCCAGAUUAUGACACAAAUAAAAAAAAAUGAUCAGACUUUCAGAAAGAAAGAAAAGAAAUAGAAAGACAUGCAAAAACAAACAAACACAAACAAACAAAACAUUUUGUUUGGCUGUCAAAAGAGCGUGUGGGUCAAGGAUGCUUUUCUGCUUGAGUUUCUGUGCCGUCUUUUGUUUUCUGACCCCUCUUCUUCCAAGGAAACGUGGUUGUGGUGUUUCCCAGAGUGUUUUUCAUGUCAUCCAGUGAUGUUUACAGGAAAGCUGACCCUUCUCUUGUCCAGUCACAGAUUGACCCGAAAGUUGCCUUUCCGCGACGGGCCCAGCCUAAGUUGGUGACUCGGACAAAGAAAAUCUUUGUUGGAGGUCUGUCAGUGAACACUACUAUUGAAGAUGUAAAGCAGUACUUUGACCAGUUCGGAAAGGUGGAUGACGCCAUGCUUAUGUUUGACAAAACCACCAACAGACACAGAGGGUUUGGAUUUGUGACCUUUGAGAAUGAAGAUGUGGUGGAGAAAGUCUGUGAGAUCCACUUCCACGAAAUCAACAACAAGAUGGUGGAGUGUAAGAAGGCCCAGCCCAAGGAAGUGAUGUCACCCACAGGCUCUUCAAGAGGACGUGCGCGUGUCAUGCCCUAUGGGAUGGACGCCUUCAUGCUCGGCAUAGGAAUGCUGGGUUACCCAGGGUUCCAGGCAGCAACAUAUGCAGGUCGCAGCUAUACUAGUCUCACACCAGGAUACACAUAUCAGUUCCCUGAAUUCCACUUAGAGAGGACCCCCCUUCUGACAUCACCCCACCCCCCUGAGCUCACAGCCAUUCCUCUAACGGCGUACAACCCCAUGGCGGCAGCCGCAGCAGCAGCAGCUGUGGUCAGAGGCUCAACUUCUUCUCGCUCAGCUGGGUUUUUAGGUACCAGCAGCCCUGGGCCAAUGGCAGACUUGUAUGGAACGGCCAAUCAGGACUCAACCAUCAGUAGCUAUAUCAGCGCUGCAAGUCCCGCCCCCAGCACUGGAUUCAGCCACAGCCUCGGGGGCCCUCUGAUUGCCACAGCAUUUACUAACGGCUAUCACUGAAAUGAGUGAGAGGUACAAUAGUAUUCAUGGUUCUGACGUCUUCCCCUCAUCUUAAGGAAGGAUUUUUGAAGUAUGUGGUGAUUUCAAUCGAAUAAAACGGAUGCGUCCUACGUGCCGCAGGGUUUAUUUUCUCAAGCUCUCUGUUUUUGAAUGUUUUUUAUGCCAUGAAUCAACCCUAAACUGGUGGAAUGUCGGCUACAACACUAUUAAUGUGAUGUGACAUAUUUCCUGUUUUAUGAAUUACUGUCAUAGUCUCUAAACUAACCUCCUGCUCCUCUUAUAUAGAGCUAAACCUGUAUAUAACUAGUUCAUUCCUCAGAUUAAAACACUAACAACUUAAGUGUAUUUUUUGUCUCAUUCUAUUUUUCUCUCUCUCUUCAGUUCUUGUUCAAAGUUUAGUCUUUUUUGUGUUGACAUUAUGUACAUGUAAGUUUGUAACUGUAGAAAAGCGUUUUCAUUUUAACAGCAUAAGAGCAAUAAUCUGUCAAAACUCUUUGGAUCUUUGUAGCGUAUUUAAAAGACUAAAUCGCUUUCAGACACAUUUGGUACAUUUUCUACUGAAGAAUAUAGUGUGAUGGGAUGUCAAAAUGUAUAUUUUGUUAGUUUUGCAACUGGAUUUAUUACAUUGAUCAUGAAAAUAGCAGUAAUUAUAAGGAGAACAUAUUUCUCAGGCUUAGAUUCGAACUUGUUUGUGUAAAAUAUUGUACAUACUAUCUUUUUGAUCUGGUAAGAUCUGUCGGCAUGAUUAAGAGAGUUUUUUACCCUCAAGAACGCAAACACAUGAUAAUCUGUGUCCAAAAUGUUUUUUGUUGUUGUUUUUGUUUCAUGAUUUGAUGAACUUAAACUAUUUUGUUCAGUGGUUUUUAGGUGGUUUUUUUUUUUUUUUUUUGUGAGAGAAGGCAAUGUGAAUGAUGCUACUGUUGAGUCAGUGUGUGUGUGUGUGUCUGUGUUUGAGAGUGAAAGCAUGUCUGGUGCUGUCAUGAUCUAAUGUAUUAUCUUCAGUAAGAUGUUUUAAAAUGUGAAGUGUAACCCCUAUUUCCAUGCUGUUUUGUUGCUUUUACCAAGUUUAUAUCCACAGCAUAAUUCCUCUUUAAGAGGUUUAAAGUGUUGUAAUAAUUGGAAUAUAAAUAUGCUUCAAUUAACUGAAGACUCUGGUACUGGUGGAGAAAAAAAAGUAGCAACACUAAUAUAACACUUUUUAUGAAGUAAACAGGAUGGCUGUUAUUAAUUGAAAGUUUUAAUGUUUCUUGUUUGAAGCUUGACCCUCUGAAAAAUUAAAUAAAAACAAAUCUAAAAGUAAA
Carassius carassius (crucian carp) is the source of this 2953-nucleotide messenger RNA. RefSeq names its product musashi RNA binding protein 1b (gene msi1b). NCBI's taxonomy places the organism in Eukaryota, Metazoa, Chordata, Actinopteri, Cypriniformes, Cyprinidae. Gene Ontology annotation, cellular component: cytoplasm. Gene Ontology annotation, molecular function: RNA binding. The transcript has 11 exons. The record is from RefSeq and is a predicted model, not a curated record. Bases 816 to 1652 code for a protein of 278 amino acids.